UAUAUAUACUCCAUUAAUUCCCAACAUUUUCUUCAUCACCAACACGCUAAUUUCAUUACACAAACCCUAAAAAGCACCACUGCUACUAAACCCAUUUGAUCGACAAUGGUGGCCACCAAGAUCUACAUUGUGUACUACUCGACAUACGGGCACGUGGAGAAGCUUGCCCAUGAGAUCAAGAAAGGGGCCGAGUCUGUCGAAGGAGUCGAAGCCAAGCUGUGGCAGGUCCCGGAAAUCCUGUCGGAGGAGGUUCUUUCGAAGCUCUACGCACCGCCGAAGAGCGACGUGCCGGUGAUCACCCCCGACCAGCUGACGGAGGCGGACGGCCUCGUCUUCGGUUUUCCGACGAGAUUCGGGAUGAUGGCUGCUCAGUUCAAGGCCUUCAUGGACGCCACGGGCGGCCUCUGGAGGACUCAGGCACUCGCCGGAAAACCCGCCGGAAUAUUCUACAGCACCGGCACUCAAGGAGGCGGCCAAGAGACCACACCAUUGACGGCGAUCACGCAGCUGACUCACCAGGGCAUGAUAUUUGUCCCGAUCGGGUACACAUUCGGGGCGGGUAUGUUCGAAAUGGAGCAGGUGAAGGGAGGGAGUCCCUAUGGGUCCGGGACCUUCGCCGGAGACGGGACCAGGCAGCCCACUGAGGUUGAGCUGGCACAAGCUUUUCACCAGGGGAAGUACUUUGCCGGCAUUACCAAGAAGCUCAAAUCUGGCUCUGCUUAAUAUAUAUUUAUAUAUUAAAUAAUUGAUUUUCUUGCAUUUGAAUUGUCGUCUAAAAAAUAAUUAUAAGUAUUAUUAAUAAAUGUUCCUGUCGUGUCUGGUCUGUGUGAGUUUGUCUCUGUAUGUGUAUCCAAUUACAUUACUUGUGUCAUUUGUUUUGUCUAAUGUAUCUUGAAUUGUUCAAUUUAUGAAUUUUCUGAGUUGAAAUUUCUGC
This is a messenger RNA of Andrographis paniculata, 934 nucleotides long. RefSeq names its product NAD(P)H dehydrogenase (quinone) FQR1-like. Gene Ontology annotation, molecular function: NAD(P)H dehydrogenase (quinone) activity; FMN binding. Bases 106 to 723 code for a protein of 205 amino acids. The record is from RefSeq and is a predicted model, not a curated record. NCBI's taxonomy places the organism in Eukaryota, Viridiplantae, Streptophyta, Magnoliopsida, Lamiales, Acanthaceae. The transcript is spliced from 4 exons.